Molecule: messenger RNA, 3426 nt
Organism: Prunus dulcis (almond)
Lineage: Eukaryota; Viridiplantae; Streptophyta; Magnoliopsida; Rosales; Rosaceae
Product: GPI ethanolamine phosphate transferase 1
Exons: 18
Coding region: 75-3029 (984 amino acids)
Biological process (GO): GPI anchor biosynthetic process
Cellular component (GO): endoplasmic reticulum membrane
Molecular function (GO): mannose-ethanolamine phosphotransferase activity
Source: RefSeq, a predicted model, not a curated record
UAAGAGGGAAGCGUUGAAGGACGUUUGUGAGGAUCGGAGGGAAAGCGACGGAGUGAAAACAAGAGAAGCGAGAGAUGGGUGGUGGAGAGAGAAAGGUAGGAGAAGGAAGCAACGUGAAAGCAAACGCGAAGAGAAGAAGAAGGACAUGGCUGAAGAGGAAAGAGAAAUGGCUUGUAGUACUUGGCGUUGUUCUGCACGCCGUUUAUAUGCUCAGCAUUUUCGACAUCUACUUCAAGUCCCCCAUUGUUCAUGGCAUGGAUCUCGUUACCCCUCGUUUCAAAGCCCCUGCAAAACGCCUCGUUUUACUCGUCGCUGAUGGUCUGCGAGCUGACAAAUUCUUUGAGUCCGAUUCUGAAGGAAAGUUUAGAGCUCCAUUUUUAAGAAGCGUGAUCGAAGAGAAGGGUCGGUGGGGAGUUUCACAUGCUCGUCCCCCCACUGAGUCAAGGCCUGGACAUGUUUCUAUAAUUGCUGGGUUCUAUGAAGAUCCCAGUGCUGUUACGAAAGGCUGGAAAGCUAAUCCUGUUGAAUUUGAUUCGGUAUUUAACCGAAGCCGGCAUACUUUCUCUUAUGGUAGUCCUGACAUAGUUCCAAUCUUCUGUGCUGGCUUGCCUCACACCACCUGGAACAGUUACCCUCAUGACUUUGAAGACUUCGCUACUGAUGCUUCCUUUCUGGAUGAGUGGUCUUUUGAUCAAUUUAAGGGACUUCUGAAUAGGUCCAAAGAAGACCCGAAGUUGAAGGAGUUACUUUUACAGGAUAAUCUUGUCGUAUUUUUGCACCUACUUGGCUGUGAUUCAAAUGGUCAUGCGCAUAGGCCCUUUUCGUCCAUUUAUCUCAAUAAUGUUGCGGUUGUUGACAGUAUAGCUGAAAGGGUUUACAAUCUUCUUGAGGAUUAUUACAGGGACAAUCGUACAUCAUACGUAUUUACUGCUGAUCAUGGAAUGCAUGACAAAGGAAGCCAUGGAGAUGGGCAUCCUACAAACACUGAUACUCCCCUUGUUGUUUGGGGAGCAGGUGUUAAACAGCCCAAGCUAGUCUCCAGCAGCAAUCAUUCUGAUUGUGGCUUUCGUUUUGUUGAUGAACAUAUGCAUGACACGCCAACACCUACAGAAUGGGGCCUUCAUGGCAUUGAAAGGGUGGAUGUUAAUCAAGCAGAUAUUGCACCUCUCAUGUCAACUCUUCUUGGUCUGCCAUGUCCUGUAAACUCGGUUGGAAGUUUACCCCUUGAUUACAUAGACAUGAUAAAGGAAGAUGAAGUUGAAGCUGUGGUUGCCAACACGAAGCAAAUUCUCAACCAGUUUCUUCGGAAAUCACAGACGAAGCAGUCAAAUUCGUUAUAUUUCAAGCCUUUCAAACCACUGGGCGAUUAUUCCUCCCUAUUGGAUAAGAUUGAGGAUCUAAUAUCUAUUCGAGACUAUGCAGCUGCAAGGAAGUUGUCUGAAGAUCUCCGAGUCUUGGCGCUGCAAGGACUUCACUAUUUUCAAACUUACGAUUGGCUGAUGCUCAUGACUGUAAUUAUUCUUGGGUAUAUUGGUUGGAUGACCUAUAUUGUUCUCCAUGUGCUGCAAUCUUAUACUUCAUUGGCAGGGUAUAUGUUUAGAAAGGAGCAAGCAGAUCACCAGACAGAUAAUACCAGAAAAGUACAACUUUGUGGAUGCCUUCUUCUGGGACUACUUUGUAUUAUACUGUUUAAGGAGCAUUCUCCUCCUCUUUACCAUGCAUACACAUCAAUGACAGUAUUUCUGUGGACACAAAUCUUUAGUGAAUAUCGGUUCAUCAAAGCAUUAUGGAAAGAGUUAUAUGGAAGAAGAAUCAAUUACUUUGCUAAAAUUCUAGCCACUGGUGUUUUCUCAGUAUUCAUUCUUGAAUUCCUGGUGAAUAGCUUUACUCAGAGGAAGCUAUACACUUGGUGUUUCCUGGUUUCUGGGGUCAUAUCCUUCCUUUAUCUUUUAAAAUUGAUUCCUUGGAGAUCUGGCGUACCAAUCUUUGUUUGUGUUGCAUGUUGGUUCUUGUCUGUAUUUACUUUGAUGCCAGCAGAAAUUCCCGAUAAUAAUCGUCUAGUGAUUGGGAGUGGAGUUAUGAUUAUUAUGAUAGGAGUAGCUGCUAGGUUGCUAGAUCUGCAUACUGAAGGAAACAAGUACUGGCUAAGUAUCUGCAAUCAUGACAAGAAGCAACCUAAAUUUCCCAUGCUCUUUCAGUUACAGGCUCUUUUGGUUGGAUUAUCAUCCGUGAUGGUGUCAAUAUCAACCUCGCAUAGAACACAGAAGCAAGAACUACUUGCUUUGCACCAGAUUACAAAUUGGUCCAUUGCUGGUAUCUCGAUUGUACUUCCAUUAUUUUCCGCAAAUGGUCUCUUGUCCCGGCUUACUUCCAUAUUUCUUGGUUUUGCGCCCACAUUCCUUCUAUUAUCUAUUGGAUAUGAAGCUGUCUUCUACGGUGCUCUGGCUCUUGCGCUCAUGGCUUGGAUACUAGUUGAAAACACACUUAUUUACUCGAGUAAGGUGAACAGGUUGUCAAGCUCCUUUAACAAUAUGGAAGAUAAUGUCAUACUUGAUGGUAGAUACUUGCAGCUGUCUGAUGUGCGAAUUCCAUUAAUCUUUAUGGUUUUAUUUAAUGUUGCCUUCUUUGGAACGGGUAAUUUUGCAAGUAUCGCAAGCUUUGAGAUUUCAUCUGUCUAUCGAUUUAUUACCGUCUUCAGUCCGUUUCUUAUGGCCGCCUUACUUAUCUUCAAGUUAUUCAUUCCAUUCCUGCUCGUCAUAUGUGUAUUCAGUGCAAUAACAAAACUAAACCGACUUCCACGGUUGGGAUGCUAUUUCCUCGUUAUUUUGUUCUCGGAUGUAAUGACUAUGCAUUUCUUCUUCCUGGUCCGAAAUACAGGAAGUUGGAUGGAAAUUGGUAACAGCAUCAGCCAUUUUGGAAUCGUGAGUGCUCAAGUAGUCUUUGUGCUGUUGCUUUUUGCCGUCACAAAUAUAUACACAAAAGAUAUCAAUAUUGGUUCAGUGGACCGGUCCUCUCGGAAAGCAAUGUAAGCAAUGCUAAAUUGGGAUAUUGGGCAUCGAAAUAAAUCACCAGUUUUCAGGAAGGGUGAGCUUUAAUGUUCUUAAGGCGCCUCUCACGGUUCUAAUAGCAGCUUCCCACUCUACAACUUUGCCCGUUCUUCCUACAACUGCAGUUUGCUUGGAGAUGAGAGAUUCAUAGCAAUGGGAUUUUCCAAGUGUUCCCCAUUCAAUUGAAAUUUUUGGCACGCUUCUCACAUGUAUUGAUUAGUUGAUACAGUUUAACCAGUUAAACCCAUUUACAGAUCAUUGAUCAAUUUGUAAAUAAAUUUAUUUAUAUUUAUGGUUAGAAAGAUUGAUUAAGAACAGAAAACAAGUUGGGCUCCCAUUUCAAGCCUAUUCACAUAUUUCAAUGUCCAAUUUCAGCUCA